AUGUCAACUUUCCAGAAUACCACAGCUAUGUCCAUCAUUUUCCUACUAACUGGUGUUUCUGGGUUGGAAGUCUUCCACACCUGGAUCUCCAUUCCCUUCUGCUCUCUCUACAUAACCACCCUCUCGGGAAACAGCCUGAUUCUCUUUGCCAUUGUCACUCAGCCCAGCCUCCACGAACUCAUGUAUUAUUUCCUCUCCAUGCUGCCCACCACUGACAUCGGCCUGUCCAUAUCUACCCUGGUCACCAUGUUGGGUAUAUUCUGGUUUGAUGCCAGGGAGAUCAGCUUUAAUGCCUGCCUGUCACAGGUGUUUUUCAUUCAACUUUACAUUGUCAUGGAGUCCUCAGUGCUGUUGGCCAUGGCCUUUGAUCGUUUUGUGGCCAUCUCUAAUCCUCUUAGAUAUGCUUCUAUCUUAACUGAGUUUAAAACAGCACAGAUUGGAAUAGCAAUCAUCACCAGGGCACUAAUCCAGACUCCUAUGGUGUUGCUUCUUAAACGAUUGCCCUUUUGCCACAGCCAUGUGCUCCACCACUCAUACUGCUUCUACCCUGAUGUGAUGAAGCUCUCGUGCACAGACACCAGGAUCAAUAGCGCAGUGGGGUUCACAGCCCUGAUCACCACUGCUGGGGUAGACUCGGUCUUCAUUAUUUUUUCUAACUUGUUAAUCGUUAAGACUGUCUUCAGCAUUGCAUCUUUGAAAGAGAGAAAGAAAGUCUUCAGCACAUGUAUCUCCCAUAUUGGGGCUGUUGCUGUAUUCUAUAUUCCAUUGAUUAGUCUGUCCUUUGUUCACAGAUUUGGAAGGGCCCCACCUUAUGUACAUAUCCUGGUUGCCAAUACCUACCUGUAUCCCCCUGUGCUGAACCCCAUCAUCUACAGUGUGAAGACCAAACAGAUACGCAGAGCUGUGCUGAAAGUUCUCCAUCCCAGUGCAACAAAAGAAUAG
Messenger RNA from Lynx canadensis (Canada lynx), 942 nucleotides. Its product is annotated as olfactory receptor 51F2-like. Gene Ontology annotation, cellular component: membrane. The record is from RefSeq and is a predicted model, not a curated record. Gene Ontology annotation, biological process: G protein-coupled receptor signaling pathway. Gene Ontology annotation, molecular function: olfactory receptor activity; G protein-coupled receptor activity. NCBI's taxonomy places the organism in Eukaryota, Metazoa, Chordata, Mammalia, Carnivora, Felidae.